UGGAUGAGAUGGGAAUGAAUGUGGAGGGUAUCAGGAAUGAUCUUGAAGAAUUGUGCCUCACAAAAAAAGAGAGAUCGAGGAUAUCAUCGACAGCAAAUUUCAGGACGAGCAGAACACCAUGAACGAGACAUUGAGGAAGAACAUCGAGGAACUGAAAGUUACCAUCAAGGGCACGUCUUCUCCACGACCGUGGUGUCGGUCAUGAGCAACGCACUGCUCACGUUCGCCGAGUUCAGCUGCGUGGUGCACAGGCUCUUGCGCAGUGUCUUCGUGAGGGGGGCCAUCGUGGUGGCCGCCGAGGCCGCGCUGGUCGCCGUUGUGGCCACCCUGCCCUACGCCCUGGAGGCGAACGGGGGCGUGUGGACGCUGUUCGUCGUGCAGUCUCCAGGCGUAUUCCUCGCCACCGCCCUGGCCACCAUCCUCGCUCGGAGAGCCGCCCUCGCCGACAACCCUGCCCUGAGGGACGCGGUCCGCUUGGCCAGCACGGCCGGGGCGCUGCUCAGCACGGCGAUGGUGCUGUCCUUCGUCGAGUGCAGCAUCGGCUUCGAGCACGGCUUCUUCCCCGGGUGGUGGGGCUUCCCGUGGCUCCACAUUUGCAUCCACCUCCUGGAGCAGGUCGGCAUCUACAUCUUCGGGGUGGGCAUCGCCGCGCUCGACGCGGCGCUGGCGGACCCAGCGCAGGAGGGCG
Molecule: messenger RNA, 688 nt
Organism: Prorocentrum cordatum
Lineage: Eukaryota; Dinophyceae; Prorocentrales; Prorocentraceae
Source: the annotation of a GenBank genome assembly